Rotaria sp. Silwood1 is the source of this 201-nucleotide messenger RNA. The record is from the annotation of a GenBank genome assembly. Lineage: Eukaryota; Metazoa; Rotifera; Eurotatoria; Philodinida; Philodinidae.
AUGCAAUUAAAUGAAUAUGGUUCAUAUUCAGCUAAAAUUCCAAAACAUAAUAUUCAAACAACAUCACAAGUUAAAGUUAAACCAGAAGACAUUAAAAUUCUUAAACAUGUACAUAUUGUUCCUGAUGAACAACAACCAGAUAAUCUUAUUCUUGAAAUUCAACUAAAUAAACCUUUAUCAACUGAUAUAAUUCUUCUUUAA